ACUACAACUUUCCCCUCCUCAGCUUCUCUGUGCAAAAGGGCCCUCUGUCUUUUUCGGAAGGCGGAGGGGACGAAAGCAGCUACCACAGGAGUCCCAAGGCCCAAGAACCCAGAAGUGAUACUCCCAAACAGCAGUAAAGCGGCGAAAGGAAAGAGAAAGUACUUCUCAGUACGCCGUCUCAUAGCCAGUAGUUUCCCUUAACCCGGAAGCAGUUCUCCCCUCCUCCUCCAUUUACGGUUGAGAAAGGAGGAGGAGGAAGAAGGCCAGGUCUGGCCCGGCAUGCCCUGGGCUUCCGGUGACCUCUGGCCCUUAUCUGUCGUCUGUUCUUGCUUUCUAGCGUGGUUGGUAGUUCACUGCUUGCUUGCUGCUCUGUCUUCCUUCGCACGCUGCUUGGUGACUGUGGCGCCCGCGACCGAUAGAAAGGCGGUGGCAAAGGACACUCGUCAUGGCUGCCUCUAAGCCUGUGGAGGCGGCAGUGGUCGCGGCGGCUACACCCGGCUCCGGGAGUGGGGUGGGCGGCGGUGGGACUGCGGGCCCGAGCACUGGGGGCCUGCCGCGGUGGCAGCUGGCGUUGGCGGUCGGGGCGCCCCUUCUGCUGGGCGCGGGUGCCAUGUACCUGUGGAAGCGGCAGGGACGGCGCCGGGAGACCGGGGGCCGGGGCGACUCAGGCGGCCUGAAGCGCAACAGUGAACGGAAGACCCCGGAGGGUAGGGCCAGUCCGGCACCCGACAGCGGACACCCGGAAGGCCCCGGCGGUCACCUAGAAAUGAACUCUCUUGAUAGAGCCCAAGCAGCCAAGAACAAAGGCAACAAAUAUUUUAAAGCAGGAAAAUAUGAACAAGCUAUUCAGUGCUAUACCGAGGCUAUCAGUUUGUGCCCUACAGAAAAGAACGUUGACCUUUCCACAUUUUAUCAGAACAGAGCAGCUGCCUUUGAACAGUUGCAAAAAUGGAAAGAGGUGGCACAAGAUUGUACAAAGGCUGUUGAACUUAAUCCCAAAUAUGUGAAAGCUCUCUUUAGACGUGCAAAAGCCCACGAGAAGCUAGACAAUAAGAAGGAAUGUUUAGAAGAUGUCACUGCUGUCUGUAUAUUAGAAGGGUUCCAGAAUCAACAGAGCAUGCUGUUAGCUGAUAAAGUUCUUAAACUUCUUGGAAAAGAGAAAGCUAAAGAGAAAUACAAGAAUCGUGAACCUCUGAUGCCGUCUCCACAGUUUAUCAAAUCUUACUUCAGUUCUUUCACGGAUGAUAUAAUUUCUCAGCCUAUGCUUAAAGGAGAGAAGUCUGAUGAAGAUAAAGACAAGGAAGGGGAGGCUUUAGAAGUGAAAGAAAAUUCUGGGUAUCUAAAGGCCAAACAAUAUAUGGAAGAAGAAAACUAUGAUAAAAUCAUAAGUGAAUGCUCUAAAGAAAUAGAUGCUCAAGGCAAAUACAUGGCAGAAGCAUUGUUACUACGAGCUACCUUCUACCUGCUUAUUGGCAAUGCCAAUGCAGCCAAACCUGACUUAGAUAAGGUCAUCAGUUUGAAAGAAGCUAAUGUAAAGCUUCGAGCAAACGCUCUCAUCAAAAGAGGUAGCAUGUACAUGCAACAGCAGCAGCCUUUGCUGUCUACUCAGGAUUUUAACAUGGCUGCUGACAUUGAUCCUCAGAAUGCAGAUGUUUAUCACCACCGAGGACAGCUGAAAAUACUGCUUGAUCAGGUUGAAGAAGCAGUGGCAGAUUUUGAUGAAUGUAUUAGAUUAAGACCUGAGUCUGCUCUGGCACAAGCUCAGAAAUGUUUUGCAUUGUAUCGCCAGGCAUAUACAGGAAAUAAUUCUUCACAAAUCCAAGCAGCUAUGAAAGGUUUUGAAGAGGUAAUAAAGAAAUUUUCAAGAUGUGCUGAAGGCUAUGCACUAUAUGCCCAGGCAUUAACAGAUCAACAACAGUUUGGGAAAGCUGAUGAAAUGUAUGAUAAAUGUAUUGAUUUGGAACCAGAUAAUGCCACAACAUAUGUUCAUAAAGGUUUACUUCAACUUCAGUGGAAGCAAGAUCUGGAUAGAGGUUUGGAGCUUAUCAGCAAGGCUAUUGAGAUCGACAAUAAAUGUGAUUUUGCAUAUGAAACCAUGGGAACUAUUGAAGUGCAAAGAGGAAACAUGGAGAAAGCCAUUGACAUGUUCAACAAAGCUAUUAAUCUGGCCAAAUCGGAAAUGGAGAUGGCUCAUCUAUAUUCACUUUGUGAUGCUGCCCAUGCCCAGACAGAAGUUGCAAAGAAAUAUGGCUUAAAACCACCAACAUUAUAAAAUGGGGUGGGGGUUGGGGGCAUGGAAAAUGACCUCUUUUUAGAAGUUUACCCCCUCUUCAACUGAACCCUAAAGAUACUCAAGAAUUGUGUUGAAUGGUGAAACUUAGUAUUUCAGUUCGUGUUGUCAUAUUUUACAUGUGUUUCAUGUUUAGUUGUGGGAGUGGCUGUUGAAGGAAGUUUGCAGUGUUGCAGCUUUUAUUCCCCGUGCAACAAAAGCUUAGAACCUGUUAAAGGCCUGUUAAAUCAAGUUGCAAAGAGUACAGAUGAUAACUGGCCAUGCAAAUAAAAACUUUGAUUUGUUGAUUUGAUUUUUUUUUGUUUUUGUUUUUGUUUUUUGUUUUUUGAGGGGUUGGGCUGGGGAGUGAUUAUGCUCCAGAUGAUUUUGUCUUCCUUAAUAUAUAUAUAUGUAUAUGUAUAAUAUAUAAGUUUUACAGUAUGUUGGGUUUUAAAUUAAUAGUAAGUGCUGGCUGUAAAAUAGAUUUCUUUUAUAUUCAAUUAAUCCCUUUUUAGUAGAUUUUGUUUUUUGAAGAAAACAAAGCUUAUAUAGGGAUUUUGUUUUAAAACAACAAAAUUGAGAGACCCUUUCAUACAUGAUCAGCAUGUACAAUUCCUCUCAUUCUGCAAAGUCAGAAAGAUUCAGUGGCAACUGUUAAUCCUUUUGAUUCCCUUCAUCUCUGAUGGUUAAUGUACAUCUAUCAUUUUUAAAAGUCUGUAGCUAGUUUUCAUACAGGAAAUUAUGCAGAAGCAAAAUGUUCUGUAUUGGGAGAACGAACGAGACAAAAGGUAAGGUUAAAUGCAAGUGUAUUCAUAAUUGCCCAUGGUUAUUUUCUGUACUAAGUACUAUUAGAUUUAAGAGUGUAUUUUAAAGAAAAUGCAGGGUGGUUAUAUAUAUAACGUAAAUAAAGAUGGUAUGUGUGUGACACGUGGAGGCAUAUAAUUAGCUUACAAUUUCUAAUGAUGAAAAUGUGCUUCAAGAUUCAGAUAUAAAAAGGAUGCAAGUCUUGGAGCCAAGAAGCAUUGUACUUCCUAAAAUGACAAGCUGAGUGCAUCAAUUUUAAGGCUACAUUUACUUAAGGAAUGUUGAGCCGGUACUUUAAAAGAUGCUGAAGACAUGUGUUUAGUUUUCAGGUAACCUUGGUCUCUAAGGCCUAAUUGCUCAUGUCCAGGUCUUCACUAGGAAUACUGGCAGCAGUUUUAUUUUUGUUUUGUUCUCUUCCCCUCCCCCCAUUUUAUCUUUGUAUCCUAACUUAGAAAGCACUUUAUGGUUUAUUUCUAGUUGUCACAUUUAUAGACCAUCCUUUUGCUUAUGUGCUGGAAUUUUUUGAUGGAGGAGGGAUUGCGUUGUUGAGUGGUCUCUUAUUUUGGAAUAUUUGGGGAGGGGGUGGUAGUUAAGUCUGAGUAUAAUAAAGAGCAAGUCUUCAGUUACACUUUUUUGGAAAUGAAAUCUGAUUAUAAUUUAUGGUGUUGGGAAUAAAAGAGCAUUUUACCCUUCUUUAAAAGGGUGCUUUAUCUAUUGAAACCAAAAAGGUUUUGUCUGCGAAUACUAUCUUUUUAGAAACUAUGAGAAAUUACUCCUUCCAAAGUCAAAAUUUUGAGAAAGUACUGAGGAUGUGGCAGGAGGGGGGCUCUACCUAAUUAGUGGGGCAGUUAACAUAGUUUAAGAUGACUUGAAUAAUGGACAAUUUGAGAGCUCUGCCUUUUAAUUCUGAAAUUAUGCACCUAUUAUGAUAACCCUGAAAACAGAAAUGUUUUACAUCUCCAAAUAAGCGCUGACUUAAAAAAAAAAAAAAAGUUUUUAUUUGCAUGGCUGUGUGUUUACAUUAACACUGACAUUUUCUUAUUCUCCCCCUUCUUAUCCCUUGGGUUUGGGGAGAAUAAAAGAAUGCACACAAUGAAGCAUGUGCCAUUCAGUACUAUCAUUCCAGUCCUCAUGGACUAUUGCCUGUUCUGAAAAUAUCUAAAGCUGCACUGAAAGCUGCAUCAGUUUGUAUCUUUUGUUUUGUAAAUGACCUCACAUGUAAAUUCACCAAAUAAAUAUUAUAUCCAA
This is a messenger RNA of Choloepus didactylus (southern two-toed sloth), 4321 nucleotides long. It is a transcript of the gene TOMM70, whose product is annotated as translocase of outer mitochondrial membrane 70. The record is from RefSeq and is a predicted model, not a curated record. Lineage: Eukaryota; Metazoa; Chordata; Mammalia; Pilosa; Megalonychidae. Bases 446 to 2272 code for a protein of 608 amino acids. The transcript has 12 exons. Gene Ontology annotation, molecular function: protein binding.